This is a messenger RNA of Racocetra persica, 206 nucleotides long. The record is from the annotation of a GenBank genome assembly. NCBI's taxonomy places the organism in Eukaryota, Fungi, Glomeromycota, Glomeromycetes, Diversisporales, Gigasporaceae.
GUUAUGUUACACGAAUUCGUAAAUUUUCAUGGGUAGAGCUGUCGAAGAAAGAAAGUAGUACGGUAGAUGAGUUGGAGAAGUGGACAAAUAGUAAUGCAGAUUAUGAUGAAGGGCGUAACUUUAUUCGGACAUGUGGUAUUGUGAGCUUUUCAGGUGCAGUGAAUAUUCGAAAAGCUAAUCUUGCUAAAAUCCAUUCGAUUACGUGA